GUUUAACCCCUGUGUUGAUCCCUUGCAGAUUCCUCAGCCUCGGGGCCCAUGGUGGUGGAGAACGGCGACCACGGGCUGCAGGACCAUCACACAGUAUUCCCAGGAGAAAUCAUGGAUGAGAAGAUGUCCUACAAAGAGUUCCUGGAUCGCAACGACACCUGGUCAGCAGAGGAGAGGGACCUGUGCUUCAAACCCAUGGACAUGGCUGCUCCACAUGGAUCCAUGAUGGGACCUGAACAGCCUUUCCUGGGGUCCCUGUAUUCCCCUGCAGAGGCUCUGGACCCGUCAGCCUUCAUGGGCCUCGAGUCAGGCACAGAAUUCCUGCCAGGAAAAGCAGCCCCUGAAGAAUACUGGAUGGGAGCUCAGCAGGACAUGAAGGGACCAGAUACCUCUUACUUUGUUGAGCCACCAGUGCCCCCUGCAGCCGCAGAAGCCAUAAGGACGAGCCUGCCCGAGAGCCCCACGGCAGCAGCAGCCCCGGGGAGCCUUCCUGCUGCAGCCCCCGAGGGAGCCAAGGCUGCAGCUCCAGGUGCAGCCUCUGUUCCCAGCACCGACGCCGUGUCCCAUCCUGCAGAGAGAGCUGGGGCUGGCCCUGCUGGAGACGCCAAACCUCCCCAGAGCCCUGCAGCAGCAGCAGCAGCAGGCAGCCCUCUCCAGGCCACAGAUGGGGGCUUUGCUCCUGCACCUGAAGCCAGCCCUGCCAAGGGUGUCAAUGACGUGUCCACCCCGGGGACAGAGCUCGGCUUCGCCCCGGCAGCUGGAUCCCACCAUGGGGUGGAUUUGGGGUUUGCUCCAGCAGCAGGUGUAGAGUCCCACCAAGCCAUGGAUUUGGGAUUUGCCCCAGCAGCUGUGGAGUCCCACCAAGCCAUGGAUUUGGGAUUUGCCCCAGCAGCAGGUAUGGAGUCCCACCAAGCCAUGGAUUUGGGGUUUGCCCCAGCAGCAGAUGUGGAGUCCCAUCAGAACAUGGAUUUGGGGUUUGCUCCAGCAGCAGGUGUGGAAUCUCACCAGAACGUGGAUUUGGGAUUUGCUCCAGCAGCAGGUGUGGAAUCUCACCAGAACAUGGAUUUGGGAUUUGCCCCAGCAGCAGGUGUGGAAUCUCACCAGAACAUGGAUUUGGGAUUUGCUCCAGCAGCAGAUGUGGAGUCCCACCAGACCAUGGAUUUGGGGUUUGCCCCGGCAGCAGACACAGAACCUCACCAUACCUUGGAUUUGGGAUUUGCUGCAGCAGCAGAUAACAAAGCUCAGCACGAUCUGGGCUCUGAGUUUGCCCCGGCAGCAGAAGUCAACCAUCACCAUGGCCUGGAUUCUGGGUUUGCUCCUGCAGCUCCAGCCAAGCCUGUCCCUGCUGUGGAUGGUGGGAACGUGGCAGCUCAGCCCAGCAGUGCUGUGUCUGGGGAGCUGCUGACAUCUGAGGCUGCCCUUGAGCAGGACAAGGCUCCUGCAGAAGCAGCAGCAAAGGUGGAGGCGGAAUGCAAAGGCCCAGAAGUUUGUGUGGAUCACUCAGAGGAGAUGAAGGACAGGAAACCUCCGCCGAGCCCUGGGGAGGAGGAAAUUGCUGGGAAAAGCAAGCAGCCCCCGGAGGCAGCAGCUGAAGCAAAAGGAGCACUAGACAAUAAAGACCUUCCAGAAAAAUCUGCUCCUGCUGAGAAUGGUGAGACACAGAAGGAGGAGGCUGAGCACAACCACGUCCAACACGCAGAACCUCAGGAAGGGAAAGCCCUGCAGGAGCCCACAG
Molecule: messenger RNA, 1735 nt
Organism: Zonotrichia albicollis (white-throated sparrow)
Lineage: Eukaryota; Metazoa; Chordata; Aves; Passeriformes; Passerellidae
Source: RefSeq, a predicted model, not a curated record